Molecule: messenger RNA, 896 nt
Organism: Ciona intestinalis (vase tunicate)
Lineage: Eukaryota; Metazoa; Chordata; Ascidiacea; Phlebobranchia; Cionidae
Source: RefSeq, a predicted model, not a curated record
CACAAUCAUUGUUUUCCUACAGGCGACCAUUGGCACACAAAUGUUCCGAUAUUGGAGCUUGGUAUUAUUUACUGGAGUUCAUUGGUAACCUUGCAGUUGUCACAAAUGCGUUCACAAUUGCUAUAACAUCAGAAGCAAUACCUAAGCUGGUUUAUUAUUAUGUUUAUUCACUUGAUAUAUAUCCUUCCUCUACAUAUAAUGGAUAUGUAAACAACAGUAUGUCUUAUUUCAACACAUCUGACUUUGAAGCACGCAGCAUGCCAAAUAAUCCUGAUCCAUUCGGUGAAGGCAAUAUCACAACUUGCAGAUACCCUGGUUAUCUCUCCCCUCCAACAGCCAGCCCCAAGUAUGAAUACACGACCCAAUAUUGGCACAACAUCGCUGGGAAGCUAGCAUUUGUUAUCGUGGUUGAGCAUGUUGUGUUCUUUCUGAAACGAUUGUUGGACUACCUCAUACCAGACAGACCACGUAAACUACGAGAUAAGAUAAAGCGAGAGCAUUUCCUUGUACAACAUAUGCUGUUCAAAGCUGAAACUCAACAAUUGCUCAAACAACUUUCACAAGGUAUAGACCAUAUAAUAUAGUUAUAUGUAAUGGUGUUGAAUUGCAUAAAUUUUAAUAUUUAAAUAUAUUAUUUAGACCCAGUGGUCACUAAUGGCCUGUACAAACUGUCAUAUACAUGUCACGUUUAAAAGUGACGGAUGGAUUUUCUUUUUAAUUGGAAUUAACUAUCGAAAGUGUCUCGAAGCUGGUCCCGUUAAUCACCGUAGCUAAACGUCUUCCUUAUUCCUCUUACUCACAACCAUAAGUAACUCAGUUCACUCUUGUAUAUCAUGUUUACUACGGACCAGAACACGCUUAUAUACGCAAAGAUUUCACGACGAAAGACACAAAAA